Molecule: messenger RNA, 756 nt
Organism: Trichoderma atroviride IMI 206040
Lineage: Eukaryota; Fungi; Ascomycota; Sordariomycetes; Hypocreales; Hypocreaceae
Source: RefSeq, a predicted model, not a curated record
CCUUUUAUAUUUUUUUUUUGGUAAAGAGAGAAAAGGAAGCCUUGGACGACAAGGACGGCCAACAGCAUCAACAAAGCGGCCAAGCUCCAGCGCUACCUACCUACUCUCUAGGCGGCCCUUUCAAAUUCAUACCUGUACCUACUAUUACAGGCUCUCUCUGCGUUACCACCCACCAGGCCCACGGAGAGUCCGAGGAACCCUGCCUGCAUCUGCAGUCUGCUGGUACUAUUUUGUUCCUAUUUUCCUAUACACUUGCAGCGGCCUUCGGGGGUUGACCCGGUGGGUACAUUGCGCAAUUCUAGACGCUGUUCGAUGGAGGCCAAGCCUCGCUACGAGGCCAGCGAUACGGCCCGCGACACCACCGACGUGCCCCUUGGCGCGCAAGGCCGCCUGGAGGAGAGCCCUGCGGAUAUGGACGCCCCUCAGUUGUUGCUUUCGUCCCUGUCAUGUGCGCCUCUUGAGGGGGGCUCUGGGCCCAUUGAGGCCGUCGCAGGAGAGGGCCUGGCAAGCGAGCAGAGCUCAAAUACGGAGCCUGCCGCUCAGCAAGGACGGCAGGACUUACAAGGACGGCUUCCUGCAUCGCUUAGCAGCAACAACAACGCCACGACGACAACAGAUCUCGAGAUUGCUUGCGAGCCUUUGAAAGCUGUAACCCUAACCCCCAUCGAAAUGUCCACGUCAGAACCAGUUGCCAUAGAAGAGCCAGAUCAGGCUGCGGAACCACAGUCGCAAGACGACGAUUCAAAGGUCUCUGGC